This is a messenger RNA of Vitrella brassicaformis, 2884 nucleotides long. NCBI's taxonomy places the organism in Eukaryota, Vitrellaceae. The record is from the annotation of a GenBank genome assembly.
CUUGGCGUGUCAAGGAGAGCGAAGAAGAGGCUGCAGACGUGUGUAGCAGCAAGUAGGAAGCACGAUGGCAGCACAAAGGCUGACAGCUUGAUUUUCGUUGCUGUGCUUGCUGCGGUUGUUGUUGGCAGGAUGGCAGGGGCAGUCGUGGAGCUGGGCGAAUACAUCGUCAGGGGUCAGUCAGAACGCGCAGAGCACAGCAACACAAGAAGGAUGGACACGUGAGCCUUUCUUCCCUCUCUCUCUUCUCAUUCUGUGUUGCAUCUGCCCACCCACCCACCCAUCCUCCUUCACUCACUCACUGUCCACACAGAGUCUCACAAUCCCGAGAAUCUGCAUGCGGUCGAGUUGGCCGACGAGAUGAACAACAUCCUGACGGCCAUGAAGCUGGCGUGCAAGGUCAUCAACCGGGAGAUAUCCAAGGCCAACACAUACGGGGUGGACACCACCAGGUCGGGGCUCGCAGAGGACAUGCCCUCACUCGCCAACAGGCGCUUCCUCGACGCCAUGGUCAACAGAGAGGUCAGUGAGUGAGUGGGUGAGUAGAGAGGGGGGCGUCCUGUGACCACGAAUCGACUUGUGUGCCUUGCGCGUCUGUCUUAGGUGGUUGCGGGCAUUGCCACAGCGUUCCUUGACGACUUUGUGGCCAUCCCCAACUGCAAAAACAAGGGGUGAGGGGCAACCCAGGACACACAGCAGGCAUGCACAGUGAACAAACAAGAAAGACACUUCUGAUGCUUUCUUUGUCUCGAUCAACAGGUUGGUGCUGCUGAUCCAUCCGCUGGACGGCAGUCGGCAGAUCGAUCUCAACGUGUCGGUCGGGACGCUAUUCUCCAUCUACAAGAGGUUAACACUGCGCAGCACAGCACAAUGACACUUACGAGGGCCAAGGGGCCACGUAUCGGGGUGUGUUGAUUGAUUGCUUCAGAGUGACCAAGAAGGGCGACCCCGUUGAGUUGCGUGACUUCCUACAGCCGGGGUGCAACCAGGUGUGCGCCGGAUACGUCAUCUAUGGCUCAUCAACCAUGAUGGUAUGUAUCCCAAGCACACACACACACACACACACAUGCUUAAAAGCAGCCCUUCCCCACUCUCUGUUUGGCCGCUGAUAUGUGCAGGUGUUCACGAUGGGCAAGGGCGUCACCGGAUUCACUCUCGUGAGCAACUCAUGCCAUAUGCCGACACUGACACCCCCCCUCACCCACACCUACUCAUUGAGUCUCUUCAUGGGCAUGGGUGGGAUGCGUGUGUGCAUGUAGGACCCGAGUCUGGGGACGUUGUAUCUGUCCCAUCCGCGCGUCAAGAUCCCCCAGGACGGCAAAAUCUACUCGGUCAACGGCGGCAAACGCAGGAGAUUCCCAAAGGGCGUCACCGAAUACAUCGGUAGGAGGGCAGGGCAACAAACACACGGACGGGAGAGCAGCGGAUGGAUGGACCCUAUGUGUGUGAGCGUCUGUGUGUGAUCAGAUUACUGCCAGGAUCGUGCAUUCUCUCUGCGCUACAUCGGGUCGCCCAUCGCAGGUCACCCACACAGGAGGGACCACAGGGGGGGAGCGAACGGUGGCUUCAUGUGCCUGUGCACGUGUGCGUGUGUGUGGAUCAGAUUUCCACCGGAACUUGCUCAAGGGCGGCAUCUACGUAAGAUCGAUGGACACAUCGACAUGGCCUUUCUGUACUGCCCGCCAGAAUAUUCAGCUAUCUCCCUUUCUGUGAUCCUUCCUGUGUGUUUAGAUCUAUCCCCCCGUGAGCCAUCCACACACAACAUCUGUGGCUGUCGCACCACACAACGCAAAAACCACACAGCCAACAAUACCCUCUGUUCGUCGGCCAUUCGUAUUGUUUGUGUGCAGACGUUUGUGGACCCGAAGCCGUCUGUGUCGAUGGUGUUUCAGUGCAACCCCCUCUCAUUCCUUGUCGAACAGGCCGGAGGCAAAGCCAGCGACGGGUGGGGUGGGUGGGGGGGCAAACACGACACGGACGAAUGGAUGGAUGCAUUGUGGUGACCCUUGUAUGUCAUAUCGAUGUGUGUGUGUGUGUGUGUGUGUGGUGUCAGGUUCACGCGCAUCCUGGACAUCGAGCCGACGGCACUGCACGACCGCAUCCCAUUCAUCUGCGGUGGGUCAACGACUUGGGGCGUGUCGAGCCAUUGCAUGCAUCCAUUUGUGUGUGAGCGUCUGUGUCUGUGUGUGUGUGUGUGCGUCAGGGAGCCCACUGAUGGUCGAGAAGGCCGAGGGUUUCAUGGCCAGAAGUGAGCGAGACACACACAGAUGCACACAGACACCCACAAUCGAUGGAUGUAACGGAUUCUGCUGUCGCGCCCCCCUGCACCUGUGUGUGUGUGUGUCUGUGUCGCAGAGAAGAUGGCCGACGGUGGCUGGUGCUUCUCGAGGCAGCCGGCGGUCAACGGUAAGAAAUGAGGUGUCAGCCGCUCGUCCCUCUUCAAUCCAUUUUUCUCCGAAAUGCAAGACAAGACGAGACGAUGCGGCCACACAUCCAAUGGAUAUGCGGUGGCCUUGUGACGUGAUGCCUGGACUGGCAGGGAGGGAGGGAUGGGGGAAUGGAAGCCGAGUGCCUGUCGUGUGCACUUGUCUGCUGCCUAUUUUUGACAUGCAUGCGAGCCUGUGUGCCAUUACGUCUGUGUGCGUGUUGGAGGGCAUUAUUUCUCAUCGGGGGGCUUAUUUCCUGGCGUGGCGACAAGGGCAUCGCGAUGCGGUUGGGCGUGUCCACGUUGGAUAGUAUGUGGCUGGCGAACCGACCUGUGUACAAUUUUGACUGACUCAAUGGACAGAGUCAUGGAAAGCGUCACCACGAUGUCCAUCCAGUACAGCCGAUGAUGACCGACCUAAAGGAAGACAUAACGAUGCCGAAAUAAUGCCUGACUGACUGA